This is a messenger RNA of Dromiciops gliroides (monito del monte), 288 nucleotides long. RefSeq names its product small ubiquitin-related modifier 2-like. Lineage: Eukaryota; Metazoa; Chordata; Mammalia; Microbiotheria; Microbiotheriidae. The transcript has a single exon. Gene Ontology annotation, biological process: protein sumoylation. Gene Ontology annotation, cellular component: nucleus. Gene Ontology annotation, molecular function: ubiquitin-like protein ligase binding; protein tag activity. The coding region runs from base 1 to 288 and encodes 95 amino acids. The record is from RefSeq and is a predicted model, not a curated record.
AUGGCCGAGGAAAAGCCAAAGGAAGGAGUCAAGACUGAAAGCAACAACCACAUUAAUUUGAAGGCAGCCGGGCAAGAUGGUUCCGUGGGGCAAUUUAAGAUGAAGAGGCACACACCGCUUAGUAAACUAAUGAAAGCCUAUUGUGAACUACAGCGUUUGUCAAUGAGGCAGAUCAGAUUCCGAUUGGAUGGGCAACCAAUCAAUGAAACAGAAACACCUGCACAGUUGGAAAUGGAGGAUGAAGAUCCAAUGGAUGUGUUCCAGCAGCAGACAGGUGGUGUUUACUAA